AUGGAGACGCCGCUGCACCGCGUCGACGACCUCAUGUACGAGCUGCUCUGCAGUAGCGAGCUGACGCGCCUCUGUAGCGCUGUGGCGACCCGGCGCCUCCACCCGUCCGCGCUACAGUCGCUGCGCAUUGACGAAAUCCUUGCCCAGCGCAUGGUGUUUCCGCCGCUCGAGCAAAAAGACAUUGCGGGCAGCGGGUUCGAAGCGCACACCAAGUACCUCGAGACGUUUGGCGAGUACGUGUUUGGACCCAACGAGAAGUGGGACGCGAUGCGCUACAUGGCGGUCCGAGAGCUCAUGCGCGAGUGCGCAUCGGCCAAGCGCAGCGCGAUGCACGGCGCCUGCGUCGCGCGCGCGUUGGAGUGGAUUGAGAGCACCGGGAACGAGCACGACGAGAUGCUCCGUGCGCCGUCGCUCUCCAAGCUGAAGACUAUCAACCUCCAUCGCGGCGCGACGCCCAGUGACGCGCAGCCGCGUGUUUCGUUUGCGGACGCGCCAGUGCCCGAGCAACUACUUCGCUACGAGCAGCGCGAUCUUCGGACGUCCCACAUUCAUCGCAUCGCAGAGCUCAAGGAAAAAGGCAUCUCAUUGCCACUGCCACCGCCCGUGGCGACAAUGGAGCCGCCCAAAAACAACCAAACCGAGCUCCUCGAGCUUGAGCGGCAGCGCGCCGGCUACAAGUUUCAUACCCCCGAGACCGUCGCCGAGAUUGCGCUCAAUGAAGUGUGGCGGCAGCGACGCGACGAAGACGCGCACACCAAGGUGCAGCAGGACGAGGUCCAAUCCGCACUCUUCCAGUGGACAAUGGCGCGCAGUCGCGACGAAGCCGAGCUCCUCCGCAAACAAGAGUCGUCGCGCAUGAUGACGCACCGGCAGUCGACGCCGGUGCUGCCGUCGUCUCGACCAACAACGUCGAGCAACCAAGAUGACAUGGAUCUACUACUGCGCCCGACGCCAACCAAGAGUCUCAUGGGCACGGCCCCCGUCGUCAUCAAAAAGACCGCGUCGACCAACGCCGGCAUGCGCUUCCGGAACCCGCUGCCCGCCAACUUUAAGCGCAUGGCCAACCGCGAUACGCUUGCCGUGCACGCGCCGACCUCGAUGGGUCGAAGCUGCUCGAUGAACGAUGUGGGGCCGAUGCUGGUCGAAGCCGACGCGCCGCCGCCCGCGUCGCACUACCCGGCCUCGUACAUGCUCGGUGUACCUGCCGAGGCGGCCAAGACGCCGCCGCUCCAGCGUGUCAAGCGAAAAAAACCCAAGACGGACGUUCGAGGGCUCGUGCCGGCGCAGCCUCAGCCGUUGGACUCGGAAUUCCGAGUCUUUCACGCUGCGACGACCGCGCGCCAGUGUCCGUCGGUGCGCACCGAGGGCAAGAAGAGCCAUGGCAUGAGCGCGCUCCGAAGAGAGGAGCUUAACGAAGUCGACGCGAUCCGCGCCGCAUUUGAGCGCCACCACAUACACUUCAACGCGCACGUCUUUGAGCGUGCUCUCUUGACGCCCGAGGACAGGCCUGGCCUCGAGUGCGUCAAGCGCCUUCCGACCGCGGGCUCAAAACUACCCGAGAAUCCGCUCGGAAGUUUCCGCCAUACGUUGCACAAGAGCAAGGAAGGCAAGUCAACCAAGAAGAAGAAGAAGACCAAGAAGCGCAAGUCGGGCAAAUCCAAAGGAAAGAAAGCCAAAGCCGCUUCGUAG
This is a messenger RNA of Saprolegnia parasitica CBS 223.65, 1689 nucleotides long. RefSeq lists its product as hypothetical. The transcript is spliced from 13 exons. Lineage: Eukaryota; Oomycota; Saprolegniomycetes; Saprolegniales; Saprolegniaceae. The coding region runs from base 1 to 1689 and encodes 562 amino acids. The record is from RefSeq and is a predicted model, not a curated record.